This is a messenger RNA of Oryza sativa Japonica Group (Japanese rice), 1463 nucleotides long. NCBI's taxonomy places the organism in Eukaryota, Viridiplantae, Streptophyta, Magnoliopsida, Poales, Poaceae. The record is from RefSeq and is a predicted model, not a curated record.
AACAGUUAGAGAUGGAAGAUAGAACAACACAUAGCACACUAUAUCACUUCCCUGAAGAAGUCUGUGUCUGAAGAAUUCAUACAGGCAAACAACAUGUGGUGCUGUAAUUAUGAUAUGUAAGUUUCACGCCAUGGCGGCUACGGUUUGGUUUAGAAUAAGAGGUCUAUUCACGUUUUAAUUUGGCGAGGUUAGCUGAUGAUCAUAGUUGAUAAUGCAGAGCCAAAGAGAAAGUGGGUAUACUGAGAUGCCAAGUUGCUGCAGGUUAGGGGACAGCAUGAUCCGGCUAAGCCCCAAAGGCGCCUAGCUACUCUCCCCUUUGCCGAGGCUUAGAAAAUUGGCUCAAUCACAAAGGCCCAAAAGGCGGCGCCUUUGCCUCGCUUUACAAUCGUGCAGCACUGUCCUCUUCUACUGCACCCGCAUGCCAAUUGCCUCUGCAAGCCUGCAGGCCGCAGAGCGCGAGGCGACGACGGAGCGGCGGCGGCGGCGGCGCGGCGCAAUGCCGCUCUUCUCGGGGCGGAGCAAGAGGCCGGAGCGGAAGAGCGGAGGAGGAGGAGGAGGAGGCAGGGACCAUGCGGCGGUGAUGGCGAACGAUAAGGCGGCGGGAGCGGGGGCGAGGCAGAGGAACGGCAGGUGCCGGGCGCUGUGCUGCGGCGCGUCGCGGCUCAGCGUGUCGUCGUCGGCGUCGUGCUCGUCGGUGGAGUACUCGAGGGGGCUGUCCAACCUCGCGCACGGGAUGGUCCAGGCGAGGCUGCAGUCCAUGAUCGACGCCGCGGCCGGCCGGUCGUCGGCCGCGUCGCGCCCGCGCCCGCUCCCGCGCCAUGGGACGACGGAGACGGCCGCCGAGCGGCAGGUUCAGCGCGGCGGGCCUUGCCGUUGCGCGUGCAACUACUGCGGCGGCCACUACGACGACGGCGGCGGCGGCGCGUCGUGCGGCCAGAGGAGGCCGUGCGUCGUGCUGGUGGCGGUGGACAGGAGGACGAGCGACCCGCGGGAGGAGUUCCGGCGGUCCAUCGCGGAGGUGAUCACGGCGAAGCGGAUGGCGGAGCCGGCGGAGCUGCGCGCCCUGCUCAACUGCUACGUGUCCGUGAACGCCCGCGAGCACCGCGCCGCCAUCCUCGAGGCCUUCCACGAGGUUUGCUCCGGCCUCUUCUCCCGCAAGCGCUGACGCGCGCGGCAGCGAGCCAAGCGAACCUCGUAAACCGGUCACUGCAAAUCGUGGCCGUCCGUCAGAAACGGACAUAAACACUUCAGGGAAGUGUUGUUGUAGAUCCAAAUAAAAAAAAUGCAAGUUAUCUUCCCUUUAAUUCGUUGAAUUCGUGUUUUCUGCAACAAUAACGUGCUCAAGCAUGAUGUGCAUGCCUCGCACAAAUUUUUUAUGUACAUACAUAUUUCAGUGUCUGCUCAUGUUUAUCUGAAUCCUUAUGGGUUUCAGAACUUCAUCAGAAGUGCAGAGUCCUGGUUGA